Molecule: messenger RNA, 4272 nt
Organism: Epithele typhae
Lineage: Eukaryota; Fungi; Basidiomycota; Agaricomycetes; Polyporales; Epitheliaceae
Product: P-loop containing nucleoside triphosphate hydrolase protein
Exons: 8
Coding region: 1-4272 (1423 amino acids)
Biological process (GO): transmembrane transport
Cellular component (GO): membrane
Molecular function (GO): ATP binding; ABC-type transporter activity; ATP hydrolysis activity
Source: RefSeq, a predicted model, not a curated record
AUGCGUCGUCCGACGAACCUCGUCGUCGACACCGACACGACCUCCAUGACCUCCAUGACCGACGCGUCUUCCAUCCACCCCCAGUCCGCGACCACCCUCAAGGCUCCGGUCGAGUCCAUCACCUCCCUCCCGGAACUUGCACCACCACAACCUUCCAUCUCUCUCCUCUUCUCCCUGAUUACCCGCCGCGACUUCUUCUACCUCGUCCUCCCCGCCAUCCUCACCUCUCUCAUUGCGGGCGGCAUCGCCCCCUUCAUGACCUACGUUAUCGGCCAGUCCUUCGAUACCUUCGCUGCGUUCCCUACCACCCCGAACCCCUCCGAAGAUGCCAAGCACGCCCUUCUCCACGGCGUCGGCAUCGCGGCGCUCGAGCUCGUCGGCCUUGCCGUCGGCGCGCUCGCGCUGAGCAGCCUCACCUCGAGCCUGUGGAUUUGGACCGGGGAGCGCAACCUCGUCGCGGUCCGCAAACGGAUCUACACCGCGGUGACUCGCAAGGACAUGGUCUGGUUCGACAUGAAGAUGGGCUCCGAAGAUUCUGUUCAGGCCGUCGAGGGCGACGGUCCGAUCGGCGCUGGUGGCCUCAUGGCGAACUUUGCACGGGAGACCGACGAAGUCCGCAUGGCCUCCUCGCUCGCGGCGGGCAUGGUGAUCCAGUACACCACCACCUUCCUCACCUCCCUCGUCCUUGCCUUCGUGUGGUCGUGGCCCUCACCCUCCGCCUCCGCCGCGACCCUCGUCGACCGUGCGGUGGCCGCCAUCGCCACUGUCAAGGCAUUCAACGCGGAGCUCCACGAGGAGGAGCAACUCGACAGCGUUCUGCAGAAGAUCCGCCGCGCGGGGAAUAAGUGCCACACCGUCUGGGGCCUCAGCACCGGCGCGUCCCAAUUCACGAUGAUGGCGAUGUUCGUCCAGGCGUUCUGGUUCGGCGCCAAGCUCGUCCGCGACGGCUCGAUCUCCCCCGGCACGGUCAUGUCCGUCUUUUGGGCGUGCCUCAUCGCGACCAGCAACCUCCAGAUGGCGGUCCCACAGCUCAUCGUGCUCACCAAGGGCAAGUUCGCCAUGGUGGCGCUCAUGACGCUUGCGCAGUCGGAGACGUCCUCGGCGCCGUACGGCGCCGUCGCUCUCUCGCCCGUCAAGGGCCGCCGCCCGUCGUGGACGUUCCGCAAGAUCCAGCCCCAGCAAUGCCGCGGCCACUUCGAGGUCACCGACAUCUCCUUUGCGUACCCGUCGCGCCCGACGAUGCCCGUCCUCCAGAACGUGUCCAUCUUCCUGCCUCCACAGGAGACCUCGUUCGUCGUUGGCGGCUCCGGCUCUGGCAAAUCGACGCUCGCCCAGCUCCUCCUGCGCAUGUACACGCCGACGUCUGGCUCUAUCUUCAUGGACGACCAGGAACUCGGGUUCCUCGACGAGGACUUCACCCGCCACCACAUCGCCGCGGUCUCCCAGAACUGCAUCCUGUUCGACAUGAGCGUCCACGACAACGUCGCGAUGGGCCUCGCGUACCCCGGCAGCGCGCGCGCGCCGGCGGACGUGACGCGCGAGGAGGUCAUCAAGGUGUGCCGCGCGGCGCUCAUGCACGAGUUCGUGCGCGACCUCCCGGACGGCUACGACACCGCUUUGGGCACGAACGGCGCGAACCUGUCGGGCGGACAGAAGCAGCGUCUCGCUAUUGCGCGCGCGUUGCUGCGCAACCCCACGGUCCUUAUUCUUGGAUCGACGCACGCAGACGAGGCGACGUCCGCGCUGGACGCGACCUCUCGCAUUCUGGUCUUUGAGGCGAUCAAGCGCUGGCGCCGCAACAUGACCACCAUUGUUAUCACCCACGACUUGUCUCAGAUCGGCGACGACGACUUUGUGCACGUGCUCAAGGACGGCCAGCUCGUCGAGCAGGGCUUCCGGCAGGAGCUCGAGUCCUUCUCUAGCGAGUUCAGCCGGAUGUCCCACGCACAAGAGCUCGAGGGUGGCUUCCGCGAGAAGGACGUCGACGCCGACGAGGCGGAGGAGCUCCCGAUCGAGGCCAUCCUCGAGCACAGGACGAGGAGAGGCACGAGGAGCUCGAGGCACAUCGCGCCCUCGACUUUCCGCCCGCUCACUCUCGGCAACUGGAUGUUCGACGCGAUCGUGGAGCUCACCCACAACGCCCCCGCCCGCAGUCGCGCCCACCGCGAGUCCCGCCCGCUCAGCCGCUUCGUCCCCGCCGCGCAGGCCGACACCGCGUUCCGUCGGCGCACGCUCCACAUCGACACCCUCUCCUCUUCCCCCAUCGACACCACCGCGCCUCUCAGCCCGACCAGCAACCGGUUCAGCCUUCAGUUCACGCCCACCUCGCCCACGCUCUGCGGCCACCCGUCGCCGAAGCCGUUCGUGACGUCGAUGGUCGAGGACGACCUCGCCUUCGAGAAGGAGAAGGCGGCCAUGCAGCGCAGCGCGACCACCGCCAACGCACGCCGCCAGAACACGACCCGGCUCGACUCCGUCGUCGUCGAGAAGGCGGAGGAGGGUGCCGGCGCUGAAGCCCCCGCGACGCAAGACGUCGAGGUUCCCUUCUUCCGCCUCAUGCGCGCGAUCUGGCCGACGAUCCCCAACAAGCCGCUCCUCAUCCUUGGCCUCUGCAUCUGCAUUGCUAGCGGGACGGUCACACCCGUGUUCUCCUUCCUCCUCUCCCGGCUUUUCUACGAGGUCUCCAUCGGCGCGCGUGACGUCUCGAUCAUCAACGUCUACGGCGGGAUCGUCCUCGCGGUCGCCGCGACCGACGGUAUCCUCAUUGGCCUCAAGAUCUUCCUCAUGGAGAACGCGGCGAUGGCCUGGGUCACCCGCCUGCGCAACAUCUGCUACAAGCGCGUGCUCGGCCAGGACAAGAAGUGGUUCGACAAGCCCGAGAACUCAUCCGCCCGCCUGGUGCAGAUCCUCAUCAAGGACGGCGACGACGCGCGCUCGCUCAUCGCGAGCGUGUUCGGCCAGACACUCGUCGUCGGCGCGAUGCUCGGCGUCGGCCUCAUCUGGGCCCUCGUCCGCGGCUGGCAGCUCACCCUCGUCGGCUUUGCGAUCGCGCCCGUCUUCGCAGGCGUCAUGGCUCUCCAGUCCGGGCUCGUGUCCAAGUGCGAGAUGCGCAACAAGCGCGCGCGCGAGGAGGUGGCGAAGCAGUACUACGACAUGCUGACGACGCGCACAGGCGAUCUCAAACGUCCGCGCUAUCCGCGCGAUGGGCUUCGAGGGGCGUUCCGCGAGAAGUUCGAUGCCGCUGUCGACACCGCGCACAGCUCUGGUGUCCGCGGCGCGUUCGUUGAGGGCUGCACGUACGGAGUUGCGAGCGCGCUCAUCUACCUCGCCGAGGCGCUCCUCUUCUACGUCGGCGCAGUCCUUAUCGCGAACGGCACGUACUCGUACCUGCAGAUGAUCCAGACGCUGCAGCUGGUCGUUUUCUCUGUUUCCAUUGGGUCUCAGCUUAUGGCAUUCACUCAUCGCAUCACCAAGUCUCUCAACGCUACUCGUGACUUCAACCGCCUCCUCCAGCUCUUCACCACCACCGACGAGUCGCAAGGCAUCCUUACCCCCGAGCUCUCCGGCCCCAUCUCCUUCACCAACGUCUCCUUCUCGUACCCCGAGCGCCCCGAUGUCCCCGUCCUCAAGGACCUCUUUGUCGAGAUCAAGGAGAACGAGUGCGUCGCCAUCUCGACUCUCGCCUCGCUCGUCCAACGCCUGUACGAGCCGGAGACGGGAUGUGUCGCGAUCGGCCCGCACGUCCUGCGCUCCACGGACGUCCACCACCUCCGGAACCACGUCUCGAUCGUCAGCCAGCAGCCGCACCUCUUUGACGCCUCCGUCGCGGACAACAUCGCGUACGGCAACCCGCUCCUGUCCCGCGCGGACGUCGAGCGUGCCGCCGUCGCGGCGAACGUCCAUGACUUCGUCACCUCCCUCCCGCAGGGCUACGACACCCUCAUCGGCGAGAACGCGGCGCUGAUCUCGGGCGGGCAGGCGCAGCGGCUGCAGAUCGCGCGCGCGCUCGCGCGGCCGGCGCGCAUCCUCGUCCUCGACGAGUGCACGUCCGCGCUCGACGGCGCGAACCAGGCGGCGGUGAUGGAGAGCGUGCGGCACGCGCGGCGGGGGCGCACCACGCUGGUCGUGACGCACAAGCUCCCGCUGAUGCGCAUGUGCGACCGCAUAUUGGUCGUGCACGGGGGCGCGAUCGCGGAGGCGGGCACGUACGAGGAGCUCGUCGAGCGCCGCGGGGUGUUUGCGCAGCUCGCGCGCGGGGGCGAGUGGGAGUAG